Messenger RNA from Ascochyta rabiei, 1266 nucleotides. RefSeq lists its product as uncharacterized. The record is from RefSeq and is a predicted model, not a curated record. Bases 1 to 1266 code for a protein of 421 amino acids. Gene Ontology annotation, molecular function: protein binding. The transcript has a single exon. NCBI's taxonomy places the organism in Eukaryota, Fungi, Ascomycota, Dothideomycetes, Pleosporales, Didymellaceae.
AUGAGGACUCGGAAUUGCGAAGGAAACAUGCUCUUUGUCCGGCUGCACAAUGCUCUUUCGUUUCAAUGCUUUUCACACUGUUCUCUUUGUUGCUUUGGACUCGCCCCGCUACGUUGUUCGUUGAGACUUGGUGGCCUCAGUGCUAUAUCUGCAGUUUGCGCGUUGAUAUACCAUCCAAGCUCCUCAAGUACCUACAUUCCCGUAAUGCCACCCACUCCACGACGCUCAGGGCGCUCGCGAACACCUCGACAUUCACCGUAUAAGGCCGAUUAUGGCAACUGUCCAUCUGAGCCAUUCGUCCAAAAUAAGUAUUUCUACGCGGCAGACGAAGCGUUGUUCGCCAUCAUCAAUCCCAUCCACACAACAUCAACAGAAUUCCCCGUUACGCCAGAGGAGAUCAAAUGUAUAAGAUUCGAUCCUCGCAAGUGGCAGAACGUCCCUCGACCCACCAACUACCACGGUCCAUGGCCGCCGAAAAGUCCGUCGCAGCUGCUGAACACCGACUUUUCCAUUGACGACAUGGGCGGGAAUCGAGCCGCCAAACAAUUCCAGAGAAGACACGGCGAACAGAUCAACGAAGAGUGCCUUGGUAAGUUCUGUUGGCAAAACGCAGGCCUGCCCAACGGCAUCUAUUGCCUAGAGGCCAGCUGCGAGCACACCUUUCCAGAAUGGCUGACCGGCCAAGCACGGUGGCGGGAGCGCUUCGAGGUCCGGACCAACCCCGGCAUGGGCUACGGCCUGUUCUCAAAAGCGAAUCCAAGCGUAGGCUUGACAGGGACUUUGAAGAAAGACGACAUCCUCGGUGCCUACCUUGGUGAGUUGAUUCCCGCGCGCAACGACAACACUGACUACUGCCACGAAGUCACCAUCGGUCCCGAGUUCCAGAAGACGAGCGCUCCAGUCGCGUAUAUCGAUGCUGAGAAGCACGGAAGCCACGUGAGGUUCUGCAACCACAGCUGCGACAGCAAUGCUAAGAUCUUCGAGGCGCGAGUUGGGAAAGAGAGGGUCCUGGUAUUGAGGGCGACCAAGCGGAUCAAAGCUGGUGAGCAGAUCUGCAUCGACUAUGGCGAUGAUUACUUCCGGCGCAGGCAGUGUUUGUGCAGGUCUGAAAAGUGCAAGUACCCAGAUGCAGUGAAUGCCGUCAUGCCAAUGGGAGCGCCAAAGUCGGCGUGCAGGAAACCCAAGAAGAAGAGUCGAUAUGGGGAGAAUAGAGCGGAUUCUGUACAUGGUGUGGAUGCGGAAAUGGAUCUGGAAAUGAAUCACUGA